This is a messenger RNA of Chilo suppressalis (striped riceborer), 3225 nucleotides long. Lineage: Eukaryota; Metazoa; Arthropoda; Insecta; Lepidoptera; Crambidae. The record is from the annotation of a GenBank genome assembly.
AAAAAAAAUCUGUGAAUCAAUCGGAGAAAUAAAUAAAUUUCAAUGGUCUUUCAUAAAUGAAUUUACACAAUUUAGAUUUUAAUUGGACCAGUUCCAAUAUUGACUGGUUUUCUCACGAGUUUUCUCCAAAUGUUCUGAAAGAAAUCAAAUUAGCAUUUCAUAGUUAUUUAUAAGGCAGCUGGGUUACUACCUAAAAUGGAAGAAGCUGUGUCGAUAAAUAUUGGUGAUGCUGCUGCAGACAAUUUAUACCCAGCUUUGUUUCAAUGUUUUACAAUAAUUUUGUGUGGGUACACAGCUGGGAGAUUACAUGUUGUGACAGCAACAGAGUCAAAAGGCAUAGCUACUUUUGUUGGGACAUUCGCUUUACCAUCACUCAUAUUUCUCUCUCUUGCAAGGCUUGAUUUUACAACUGUGAAUUGGACAUUUUUACUAGCAAUUCUACUUGCUAAAGGAACUAUAUUCUUUGCUGUUAUAUUGGUAACAGUAUUGGUUUCAAAACCUGCUAACUUGGGAAGAGCUGGUAUCUUUGCAAUUUUCUGCACUCAAAGCAAUGAUUUCGCUCUUGGAUAUCCUAUCAUUAAUGCUAUAUAUGAAAAGACUCAUCCAGAAUAUGCAUUGUACUUGUACUUGAUGGCACCUAUAUCAUUAGCAAUCUUAAACCCUGUUGCAUUUGUUUUGAUGGAAAUUAACAAGCAGAAAGAGAAUAGUCAAAAUGUUGAAGCUUCUUCUGGAAGCAGGAAGCCAGAAAUUUCAAAACUUAAAUUGAUUAAGCAAAUUGCCAAAGGGAUCCUAUUUAAUCCAGUGCUAGUCAUGACAAUCUUGGGUAUCAUUGGUAAUGUAGUAUUUAAACAUAGAAUUACAAUUUAUGUUGAGGGACUAUUAGAGGUUUUCGGCCAGUCUUUCUCGGCAUCUGCAUUGUUUUUACUUGGACUGAGGAUGGUGGGACAGAUACACAGAUUAAGAGGGCCAGCUUUGGUACUCCCCUGUGUACUGAUAAUGGUGAAACUAUUAAUUUUACCAAUGGUGAUGAGGGAAAGUGUGAGUGCCUUUCAUGCGGGGUUUAAUGAUAGUGAAACCUCCUCUUUAUCCACUUAUGCAUUCUUAUAUGGAACCAUACCAACUGCACCAGCCGUAUUUGUGUUUUCCAACUUAUAUCAAUUGGAAAUUGAUUUGAUGGCUUCUUCAAUGGUAAUCUGUACUUUUCUAUCAGCACCUAUGAUGUUUUUGUCAGCACAAGUUAUAGCUAUAAACAAAGAUUAUGCUGACCAGUUGAAGAGAUUCGGCUUCGACCUUUCCAUAGUUGCUUUGGUCGCAGCUCUUUGGGUACUCUUUGUAUUCAUUGUGACUAAGAAAUAUAAAAGAAUGCCCCAUAGACUGACUAUGUGCUUGAUAGUAUCGCAGAUAUUACUAGCUGUGAGCGUCAUAUGGGGAGGUCCUCUACCAAAUCAUAAAAUCUCCUGGUUCUACACACUGCAAGAGGCACUCCGAACAUUCAGUAUGUUCUCGUGCUUGCUUUGGACUUCGAUGUUGUCUAUCGGUCUGCUUAUGUUAGAGAGUCGCGGUCCAUGCUUCGUGGUGACUCUGUGGCCGGUAUUAGGGUUCGUCGCGUGGGGCGCGCCUGGAGUGAUGACCGCGAUAUUGCUGGCCACUAAGGGCUCCGCUGGCGACUUAGAUGACACAGCCAUCGAUGCCAUCAGGCUGUGCCUACUCGUGUUCUGUCUCACUGUGACGGCAGGCUGCCUGAUCGUAUACGUGCGGUUCCGAAGGCGCAGUGCACAGUUCGCCACUCUAUCGGCCGAAGUGUCGGGUUCACCCCCCGACGAGUCUACUAGUCUUGUCGAAAAUGCCGAACCCGUGUCGAAUACCCCGUCUAUAUCUAACAACGGAUGUUACGGGACCAUAACUACAACACCGUCGCCCAACAUAAACAUCAACUCUGGGUGUUGUUCCGAUGAUCCGAACUGCCAAAACGGCUUUAUGCACAGCCACGAUAUUGAAGAUAUCGCGAGCGGCAAUACACCGCCUAAGGACUGCGCUUGCCCGCCAUCGCAGAAACCUCGAUGCAACGCCCCCGAAGGGUCCUGCAGUUAUCUCAACGAGCUGGAACGCGCCGCUAGCCAAUUGGGACUGUUGCCGCCGGAACAGACGCGCGGCCGCGGCGGACAACUACUCAAGCACACCGUCCUCAUCAUCGCGUACAGCCUCACUAUGUUCAUUGGUAUCACGUACACAACUUGGCGGAUGAUGAUGAGCGACGAGAGCGGAGUUUUCAUUGAGAUCGAGUUCCUGGACAUCGCAGCUAACUAUGGCCAGGCGCUCGUUAUAUUCGUAUUGUUCGGACUGGACCCGGAGGAGAUUCUCAUACCUACUGUCAGAUAUUUCAAGAAGAAAUGGUAUGGCAAUGCUGACCUCUUGGUAUUGCCAUCAAUCGAAGAUCUCAGUUUUGAAACGAAACACGUUUGCGACCAGUUCAUAACUCAUCAUCUGGAGAGAUGCAAGGAAGCCAUUGCCAAAGAUACAAGGUGGCGUAUGCGCACAUAUCGCGGUGUAUUCCGUGGAUCUUGUCUCGUACGAUGGCUAGUGAACUGCGGUCUGGCUAAAGACGAACAUGAGGCGACUCAGUACGGCCGCCACUUGUUGGACGGAAGACUCAUAGCUCACGUGAACCAAGCGCACCACUUCACCAACUCACCGCUUCUUUAUACCUUCAUAUAGACCACGGCAUUUUAUCAACCGCAAAGUUAUACGCACUGCGAGAAAAUCAUAUCGGAAAAAAAGGGACUGCAUUUAUCUUAGAACGAAGAACAAGACAUUCAUCAUAUUUAAUUUCAUUUUUUAUGUUAAGUAGUUGUUCAGUAAUCAAUCAUACAUCAUUCACCAGUAUGGUGCAUCGGUUACAGAAUCAUUCUCCAUUUUAAAGUAGUUACGAAGUGUUUAUCCACUGUAUAACAACAACUAAAUAACUAUCUUCAUGUAUUUUAUUUUGUGUGUAUGAUUAUAAAAACCAAAUGGGUGAUAUCCUUUAUGCUUUACACUCUAAACCAAAAAAAUGACGCUAUUAAAAAAUUGUGUGCACAAUUUCGUUUUGUGAUUUAUAAUAUAAGAAGUACUUGUAACGUGUACUUAAUGUUUUAUAUGUAAUGGAUCAGUGUCACAAGUAAUUUAUUUAAGUGGUAAAUUUCUAAUUGUUUAGAAAGCUCAUGAAACCGGAAACGCUCUGGUAUU